Acaulospora morrowiae is the source of this 205-nucleotide messenger RNA. NCBI's taxonomy places the organism in Eukaryota, Fungi, Glomeromycota, Glomeromycetes, Diversisporales, Acaulosporaceae. The record is from the annotation of a GenBank genome assembly.
AUGGGAUUAAAUAGAUUAGAUGAAUUAAGCAAUAAGAAUGCACACGUGAACAAGUCCCGUGAAGACAUCGCUCAAACAUUCUCCUGCGUCGGAAGUGUCAUAGAAAAAUGUUCUCUCGCCUCCAAGAAUUCGUGUGCAUGGAGAGAGGUUGAAGUUCGCCCAAGGUCCAAGGUUUGGACUUCGAAGAAAGAUAUAAACACAUACG